This is a messenger RNA of Opisthorchis viverrini, 180 nucleotides long. RefSeq lists its product as hypothetical. Lineage: Eukaryota; Metazoa; Platyhelminthes; Trematoda; Opisthorchiida; Opisthorchiidae. The record is from RefSeq and is a predicted model, not a curated record. The annotation marks the transcript as partial. The transcript has a single exon.
AUGGAAAUAUUGCGGUCUGUGCAGCAAGCAGGUUACGUCGACUGUGUUUGUCGGUGGUUGUGGCGUCGGUCGGAUCUUUGGAUUGCACACGGGACUUUGAACGUUUGCAAUGGAUUCAAGGUUACGUAUGACGUCGCCGGUGGACCUGCAAUUCGUACGCAUGGAUGUGGUCUCUACGGA